Molecule: messenger RNA, 2853 nt
Organism: Antechinus flavipes (yellow-footed antechinus)
Lineage: Eukaryota; Metazoa; Chordata; Mammalia; Dasyuromorphia; Dasyuridae
Gene: CARS2
Product: cysteinyl-tRNA synthetase 2, mitochondrial
Exons: 11
Coding region: 1092-2036 (314 amino acids)
Biological process (GO): cysteinyl-tRNA aminoacylation
Cellular component (GO): cytoplasm
Molecular function (GO): ATP binding; cysteine-tRNA ligase activity
Source: RefSeq, a predicted model, not a curated record
UUGAAACUACUCUUAGAAACUGAGGUUCAAAACCAUUUUAAGUAAUGACUGAUUGAUUCACUAUACUAUGUGUUAAGCUUCCCCAAGACGAUUCUGUUAAAGAACAUUUUGUGUAGAAAUAUCUUUUAAUACUUUAUUAUCCUCCUGAUUUGUAUCAAUAGCUCAUCCCUAUAUAUUUAAGACUUUUAAAAGUAUUUUUCUUAUGGAAACCUUCUGAAAUUAGACACAAAAUAAUUAUUUUAAAGUAACAGUUAUGUUAUAAAUUUGUUCCUCGUUUUCUUUCUUAUGGUAGAUGGUCCUUAUUUGUUGAGUAAGUGCUCAAGAUUUCAGUGAAUAUAGAACUUUAAAAGCUGGCAAAUAUUAGUAAACUUUCCUAAAAUAGAAAAAAAAUCUUUUAAUAUUAUAAAUAUAUGUCAUUUAUACCAAAGCUGCUUAAACUGUGGGUUGCAAUCCCAUAUGGGGUCAUAUAAUUAAGUGUGGGAAGUCAUGAAAUUAUGAUUUAUUGUCAGUAAAUGUUUGAUUUGUAUACCUGUUUUAUAUACCUAUAUCAGUGGGAUUCCGUAAAAAUUUCUCAGGCAAAAACGAGUCAUGAGUUAAAAAAAAUUUAAGAAGCCCUGAUUUAUACAGAUUCUUCUUUGCUUUCUUCCUUAGAGGCAGCUGGCCUGAGAGUUGAAAAAGCUUUGUUUUAAUUGUAGAUUCUGCCAAUCAAUCAGUCAGUCUUUAUUAUGAGCUCAUCAGGCAUUGUGUUAAACCCUAGACACAAACUGUAAUUAUUACAUCAGUUCCUUACUGUCUUUAACCUUUAGUUGUCUCAGCUGUAAAAAAGAAGGGUUUGUAGGAGAUAAUUUCUAAGGUACCUUUAAAAAUCUUAAUUAGACUGUAGAAAAGAGGUAUCAUUUUAGCUAUUUUAAUAUUCAGGCUUUUCAACAUUCAUAUGGGAAUAAAAAUCUAAAUAAGAUGAUUCUGAUAAGCAACAUACCAAUGAUUUUGCUCUGUGGAAAGCAGCUAAACCUCAGGAAAUUUCUUGGGCCUCUCCUUGGGGAAAUGGAAGGCCUGGCUGGCACAUUGAAUGUUCUACAAUCUCAAGUUUAAUGUUUGGAAGCCAGUUGGAUAUCCAUACAGGUGGGAUCGAUUUAGCUUUUCCACAUCAUGAAAAUGAAAUUGCACAAUGUGAAGUAUAUCACCAGUGCAAGCAGUGGGGAAACUAUUUUCUACAUUCAGGGCAUUUACAUGUUAAAGGGAAAGUAAAAAUGUCAAAAUCAUUAAAAAACUACAUUACAAUUAAGGACUUUCUAAAGAAGUUUUCUCCAGAUGUUUUCCGGAUGUUCUGCAUGCUUAGCAAUUAUAGAUCAGCAAUAGAAUAUAGUGAUGACAUCAUGCAUGAAGCCAAACACCUCCUCCUUGGAAUAGCUUCUUUUGUAGAUGAUGCUAAUGCUUACAUGAAAGGACAGCUUGUGUGUGAACCCAUCAGGGAGGACUUACUCUGGGAAAGACUAACUAGUACCAAAGUAGCCAUCAAGGCUGCAUUUGCAGAUGACUUUGACACCCCUCGGGCUGUUGAUGCAAUUAUGGACCUCAUUCACCAUGGCAACAGACAGCUUAAAGCUGUUACUAAGGAAGAUAACUGCCCUAGAAGUCCUGCUGUAUAUGGUGCAAUAGUCUCCUAUAUUGAAAGUUUUUUGGACACAGUUGGAAUUUCUCUCUCAAGUAGACAGUUUAUUUCAGAAAAUAGGAGCUCAGCUACUCUGCAUAAUGUGAUUGAUGAACUAGUACAGUUUCGUUCCAAAGUCCGCCAGUACUCCCUGGUUGCAUCAGAAGGCACGGGGACUGUUCCAGUUGACCUGUCCAAAGAAGCCAAGAAACUACAGAGAGAGAAAAGGCAACAGUUGCUAUUAGAAAGGGAACCACUGCUCCAUGCUUGUGAUAACCUCCGGCAGAACCUUGCUGCCUAUGGAAUCAAUAUUAAGGAUCGGAACAAUAUUUCUACAUGGGAAUUGCUGGAACCAGGAACAGAGGAGCAAAAAACUGGGAAAUGAAAUGAAAUUGUAUUCUUUCCUGGACAUAAGAUUCAAUAUUUACUAUUGGAAAGGUCCAGCAAGGAACGCCCAGUGUGCUAAUACUCCAAGUGAGCCUGCUAGAAGGUCUCCUUGUCCACCGCACCUUCGACGGCUUCCUUCAUGACUACACACGAUCACUAAACAAAAGUAAAUGUGAAUAUAUGUGAAUUGUGUGUUUUCUUGUACAUUUUACAAAUAUGAAUCCUUGACAGUAAAGGAGGGAGAGCGAUAAGAAAAUAUGGAGUUGGUAGAAGCUGUUAUUUUAAAAAAUUAAAACAAUCCAAACUACAAAUGGAAGUUAUAUGCAAAAAAAAAAAAAAAAAAAAAAAAAAAAAAAGUCCUCAUCCUCCAAUAAUAUUAUCAGAAGUGGGGAAAAGGGAAUUAAAAAAUUAAAAUUUUAGAUAAAUUCAUUUCAUGGUCCCAAAUAUUCAGAAGGGAAAAAUUAUUUCAACUUGACUUACUUUUGAGAACCUCAUCAUUUUAUGUUAUGGGACCUAGGCUCUAGAAGAGAUUUGAAGUAGAAAGGGGAAAAAAAAAGCAAUAAAAUACCAAAGAAUUUUUUCUUUGCAGGUGUUAGGAAAACAAAUGUGCUUUAUAUAGACAUGAAAUUUAAGGGACACUUCUGAAGAUAAGAAAAAUCUAUUUUGAAAUACUUAGAAAUCCUUGGAGAUUUUAAUUUUGAUGUCAUCGGCUUCUUCAGGUUGUACAAAGUGAAAUUACACAGUUAAAAUAGCUACUGUCUGUUAUGAGGGUUCCAUGUUUUGUGAAGUGUUUCUAAAUAAAAGAAUUAAAAAUA